Molecule: messenger RNA, 1014 nt
Organism: Adineta ricciae
Lineage: Eukaryota; Metazoa; Rotifera; Eurotatoria; Adinetida; Adinetidae
Source: the annotation of a GenBank genome assembly
AUGACCAUGGCCAUCGUAACUGGAUUAUUCUCUGCAAAUGUUUUUAACUUUUUCUUACAACAUCAUCGAUGGGGUUGGCGUCUAUCUAAUGGAAUUAUUCUCAUUGUUCCAUUGAUUCUUCUCAUUGGUAUCUUCUUUUGUCCUGAAACACCUCGAUGGUUGUUUAAGAAGAAAGGUCGACAACAGGCAGAAAAAAGUCUAAAACGUAUCCGAUGUAUACCUGAUGUCACGGCUGAAUUAGAUGCCAUUGCCGAUGCCAUACGCGAAGAAGGAAACGAGCUUUCAAUCAAAGAAUUACUGACAACGAAGAAAAUGUUGAAAAGACUCGUUGUUGGAAUGGAAAUUCACAUUUUCUUACAGAUGUCAGGGAUCAGUCCGAUCUUUGCCUUCGGUGGCAUGAUUUUCGAAAGUGUUCUCGGCUCAGGUUUUAUCUCCUUAUUAAUCCUUUCGGGUGCAAAUAUGUUUAGUACAAUACCAGCCUUAUUCUUAUUCGAUAAAAUAGAACGACGAAAUUUACUCAUUUUCUGUGGAUUAGGUAUGGUAUUGGGUCAUUUUAUGGCAGCCACUGUAUUUCGCACUGGCUGUACUGUUGUCAAAACAAUCGUAGAUAAGAUUGUUGUUCAUGAAGAUGUUAAUUGUGGCUCGUAUGCAGGCAUUCUAAUGCUUAUUGCUACGGUGAUCUAUAUUAUUUGUUUUGCGCUUUCUUGGGGAGCGAUCUGUUGGAUUUAUGCUGCAGAAAUCUUUCCUCUUAAUGUUCGAGCUCGAGCUAUGUCAUUUACAACGGCAAGCCAUUGGUUUAUGUGUAUAAUUAUGGCCUACAUGUUGGAAUUGAUAGAACCUAUUGGUGUGCAUGGGGUUUUUUAUCUGUUUGGUAGUUUAUGCCUUUUAGCUGUUGUUUUUGUGUAUCUUCUGUGUCCAGAAACGAAAGGAGUUUUAUUGGAAGACAUUGAAGAAGUGUUCGACGAUUUUAAGAUGAAAGAUCGAAGAAUAGUUAAGAGAUUACGAUGUCAAUAA